Phytophthora infestans T30-4 is the source of this 2445-nucleotide messenger RNA. RefSeq names its product conserved oligomeric Golgi complex subunit, putative. Bases 1 to 2445 code for a protein of 814 amino acids. The transcript has 2 exons. The record is from RefSeq and is a predicted model, not a curated record. NCBI's taxonomy places the organism in Eukaryota, Oomycota, Peronosporomycetes, Peronosporales, Peronosporaceae.
AUGGGGGCUCCGCGUCGAAAGCAGCAAGAGCAACACGCGGCGCUCGUAGCGCAGCUCGCGGCUAUUAAGAAGAGUCAGCAGUCAUUGCGUGAGGAUUCUCUUGCGUUUGCCAAGGCACCGGCGGCCCCUGAGAAGGCGGCGGCUCAGCGAUCGCUACGCUCCUUGCGACAGCUUACGCCCGACGUGACCGUCCUUUGUGCGCAGACUGGCGCAGUUGUGGAGCGCGUCGCGAAUGCUAAUGACGUUGCCGAGAAGAUGACGCGAGAGGUGCGACGCCUGGACGUGAUCCAGCUGCGUUUAGGCGAAGCUUUGGAGCAAUCCGCGCAGCUUCUGACGCUGCGUAACGCGCUAGCAGGUAUCCGACGCGCCAUGCAGCAACAGAGGUACCCGGAGGCCGCAACGUUUCUCCAGACACUGAAAAAUAUUGAACAGCAAAUGCCACUGGACGUGGCGGACAAACUGCGAGUGGAUACCAUUGAAAAUGACCUUAAGGCUGUCAUUGAAGGCGCGUUCGAGGAUGGUCUACGAGCUGGUGAUACUCGCCAAGUGCAAACAUAUGCGCCGUUGUUUAAGGUGGUGAGUAAGGACUACGAAAAACAUGGUCUGGUGAUGUUACUGGACCAUGUACAGAAGACACUGGAGCAGACGUUGAAGGGGGAAAGAGAUCCACGAGUUGGGGUCUUCAGUACUCAGGAACUCAUCACUCACCUUGCGGAGGUGUUUAAUCAGGUGGCACAAGAAGCACAACAACAUGCUGGUCUGCUGUCGCAGUGUUUUGAGAGAGUUUAUGGCCCAAAUCGAUUCGUGGCGACGUUGUAUACGUUGGGAGAGCAGUCGGCGGUCGCAGUGUUGAACGCGUACAUGGUACAGCGUAAAUUUCACGAACGGAUUACGAACGGAGAGCAGCUAGAAUCGCCGGUUUCAACUAACGUCACCCCGCUAUCGCCGUCAAAUCGGAGUGGCAGUACUCGAGGGUUGCAAUCUGCACCUUUAAGUCCCAAAGAUGAUGGUGUCGCUGUCAUGAACGAACAACUGAAUGAAAUGGCGCUGGUCAUUCAACACACGCAGACAUACGAGCGGUUCAUGCGCUCAAGGGUGGUUGAAUUGGGGAGAACUGUCCAGGAACUGGCAGGUCUCUACUGCUUCUUCGAGAAUGCACUGUUGAACCAGGCUGCUCGGAAAGCAUUUCAGUGGGAAGAGCUUCACUUUUCAUCCGGCGACGGGAGCUCUGGAGGUGCUGAGCUUGGUGGAAUCGACAGCGACGAUGGAAUGGCGUGCUUUCCUAUCUCAUCGGCUGUUGAUGAAAUCUUUUACGUGGCACGUAACUCUGGAUUGCGAGCUUUGGCAACUGGCCAUGUCGACUGUGCUGCUGGCGUUCUCAACAUGAUUAAUACGGUGCUACGUGAUGUCGUUGGAGACACGAUGCGAAGCCGUAUUCGACAUAUGACAACAGCAGCCAAGAUGGACAGUGCAGCAGGAGCGGAUGCUGCGAGCUUGUUGGCCGCAUCCUCUGCGCAGUUACGUGAUCAGAUGCAGCAGCAGUUUGCCAAGCUCAGCAAAACUGUUGGACCUGUGGGUGGCGCUAAUACUGGGGAUAAUGCUGGUCAAACACCAGAGCAGCGAAAGGAACACACUCCUGAUGUCACGCUUAACAGUUUGGAGGUUACCUCGGGAUACAUCGCACAAUUGAAGGGCGAGUUCGAGCGCGAGCUGCCCGAAGCCUUCCCGGAGGUACCGCAGCACAUUAUGACUUGUCUAAAUGCGCUCGAAGACGCAUCAGCAGAGCUCAAACAGCUUCUUCUAGCGUCAAGAAAAAAGCUGCUCAAGCUCUUGGAGCCUAAAAUUGCCACUUAUCUAAACAGUUUGCUGUCAUCGUCGGCAUCUUCUGCAGCCUCAGCUUUGGCUGCUUCCGCCACUGCUCUUUCGUCCGCUGGAGCUUCAUCGUCGCGACGCAAUCCUGUCCGGUAUGAACUCACAGAGGCCAUGUUCACAUUCAACGAGGCCAACGAUCCGUUCGCCCAUGCUUUUGUACGUGGGCUUCGCUCCCUUCUGACCGCUUUUCGCGGGAAUCUCUCGCGCAGCAACUACCGUGCUAUCGUUCAAGGGGUGGCUUUGUACUCUGCUACUCAACUUGAGUCUUGGUUCCUCUCAAAGGCGACACGGGUAAACCAGCUGGGUGCAUUGCAAUUUGACAAGGAUGUUCGUGUCAUCAGCACAUACCUCAGCGGUGAAGGUGGGGCCGGUGAAGAAGUACGCGAGGCAUUUGCGACCUUAACGCAACUAUCCGAGGUGUUGAAUGCGGACUCUCCGCAAGAUGUACUGGACGUGUACGGUCGACGACGUCGUGGUGUAGCGUGGUCACUACCAGCUGCGCGAGUCAAGGAAAUACUUUCACGUCGUGUCGAAUUUGCUGAUGCGUCAAUCAAUAAGCUGGUACUGAAGUGA